Branchiostoma floridae (Florida lancelet) is the source of this 2956-nucleotide messenger RNA. Its product is annotated as shiftless antiviral inhibitor of ribosomal frameshifting protein-like. NCBI's taxonomy places the organism in Eukaryota, Metazoa, Chordata, Leptocardii, Amphioxiformes, Branchiostomatidae. Bases 269 to 1051 code for a protein of 260 amino acids. Gene Ontology annotation, biological process: innate immune response; viral translational frameshifting. The transcript is spliced from 8 exons. The record is from RefSeq and is a predicted model, not a curated record. Gene Ontology annotation, molecular function: sequence-specific mRNA binding; ribosome binding.
GGAAAGAACAGCAUGGUCCCAAAGUCAAGGUCAAUGUCCUCUGACCCUUUGCGCACGGCGCAGGUGUGAAAGGUCGCCAGCGAAGCAGGGGACAGACUGAAGCAGGAAGUUUGUGUAUGUGUCUUCUCCGCUGCAGGUCGGCCUAAGAAACCUCCUCAGUCUGAUUCUGCUGGAUCGUCUCACAGUUAGACAGAGGUUUGCUAUUCUUUAGGAGAAAGAGCUCACGGGGUUAGGAAUAGGACACAUAACUAGAAGAUUUAGGAACAACAUGGCACAGCCUGCAAAUGCUGAGAUUGAAAAGGCAUUUUAUAUUGCCCAGGAGUGUAAGAGAUAUGCUGACCAACCAGCAGGCAACAAGAUCCGAGCAAUUUGUAGGGAAAUCAAGAUCAAGCACAACAUCGCUAACAUGGAGAUUCAAGAGCGCCCAAAUGGUACUCUAUACUUCCUCAUUCGUGGCCAAGCGAACGACGUGGAAAUUGCCAUUGCCCUACUUCAGCGCCGACUGACCAAGGAAAGACGUCAAGCGAGCGCAGAUCUCCCCGAGGGAGUGUCGGCCCUGACCGUGGAGAACCUGAGACGACACGACAAGGAGCUUGCGGAGCGGAGACAGUUUGGAUGUGCACCGUGCGACAGCACCUGGUGGAAGAGGGUGUUCCAGCACAAACCUGUGUCCAGGUGUAACAAGUGCCAAGUGAAGUAUGAUCCCAUUCCCAAAGACCUGGAGUACGGCAUCGGCAAGUUUACCUGCCAGCACUGUGGCAACACCUUCACAGGGUGGGCCCAGUACAACAAACCUGCCGACUGUCACAACUGCAACAAUGUACAGGUGUUUCCUACAGAAGGCAGUAUCGGGCCCCGGCAGUCUGGUCCCCGUAUGCGUACUCGGAACGUUCACUCCUGCGGGAUGUGUGAUUAUGGGCGAGUGCAUCCUUGUCCUGGCUACAAGAAGGUGUUGGUUGCCAGCACACCCCACAUCAGCACCGGCUCCACGGUCUCCACCUUCCUCACACAGGCCAGCGACCUGGAGGCAGAGUACAGAGAUGCUACAUAAGGCUGCAAGUCAUCAGCAAGAAAGCUGUUAUCCAUCCAUGUUGGUAGAGAAAAUGUCACCUUUCAGAAAUGUGAAGUCAGAACAUUGUCAAUGGGUCUCCAAUGACAAGGCUGGUGCAGACUUCUAGGCACUUUGGCCCCCCAUUUCUGACAUCUCAUUUCCAGAGGUGCCAGAAGUAUUGGGUAUUAGUGCUUUCACAAAUAAACUGGAAAAAAAGACCAAUGCUUUAUCCAAGAAUUUGUCUUGGUAAAUCAAUUUCAUUAUUGCUGAAACAAAGGGGGUAACUUACAUGAAAGGCCUGUAACUGGAAUGCAGUCUUUUCUCAGUUUGUGCAGUAAAUUCCUUUUGAUGCCAUUGGAGAUCAGCUAAAAAGUUCAAAGCUUUGUCUUAGUCUCACUGAUCAGCCCUAAACCCUAAUAGGAAGGAGUUAUAUAGCUAAAGUGAAAGAAGAAAUUACAUGUAUAUUGAAAUAAAGUAAAGUCAACUCUGCAAAAUUGUAUUCAGGAUAUCAAAAAUGUGUGACUUAAUUUUUUGUUUGACAAAAUAAGCUGUGCCAUUUGCUACUUUAUAUCUUGAUAGCUGUUUUUACCUUUUUCGAUAUAUAUACAAUAUUUUAAGACAUUUCAUGAGAUUUUGACGUAUCAAAGACCUUCAUAAAGAUUUUAGGACACAGAUGAAGUUAGAUAUAAAAUUUGCCUUGAUUUAGAUACAAUAUUUUAGAAGUUGGACAAGAUUUCUCUGCACCAAAGUACUUCAUAUUAUCAAGAUUUCAUGACCCAAAUGAAGCUAGAUAUAAAAUGUGAUUUAGAUACACCAUUUUUAAAGUUUGACAAAAUUUCUUUUUCUCAAAGUAUUUCAUACAGGUAAUCAAGAUUUUAUGACUAAGCUGAAGCUAGAUCUGAAAUCUACAUGCUCUUUAAAAUUUGUAUUGUAUUUUUUACUAGAAAGUAAUAGAUAUAUACAACUAUAUACUAUAUAUGACAAUAUAUACUUUGCCAGACAGGUAGUCAGUGUAUGUAUAAUGCUGAUACAAUGUAUAUAGAAUUGAGAGGACCAAAUGAGAUGUCACAUAUGAAAUACAUAUUAUGCAGGAAUCAUUUCCAGAUCAAUAUUAUUCUAUCUAAAGUCAUGAUAAUUCAGGUUUUCUUUUUUGUCAAAACUACUACCACUAUUUAAUGAGAAGACGCUGACAUAAUGUGUAUUUCGUUGCAUUUUUUUUUGUUUGUUUGUGUCUCUAUUUAGUUGGACUGCAUGUAUAGUUCUUACCACAAGUGUGGCUUAGGAAGCUUUUCAAUUAUUUACCUACAUAUAUGCAUAUAAGUGAUUUGGGCCAAAGAAAUGUUCAAUCUAUAUGUCAUAUUGUAUUUUGUAGCAUAUCCACCAGACGUAUGUUUGCAAGUCAGCAGUGUUACUUAUUAUCCCUGACAUUUUCUGUCAGUUUUAAGCUCAUCAAAGAAUGAUGAUAUUUAUCGUUACAGUUAGCUGGCAUAGCUGAUAAAGAGGCACUUUAUUGUGAUAUAAAUCAUAAACUUUCCAGUUCUGUGGUUGUUACCUCUAUAUAGUUAAUCUGAUUUCUCCUAUUUGCAAAUGCAGUUGACCAGGUACCUUGUAGUAAAAAAAAUCCACCACCGUAAUUUUGUGAAAUGAGAUGAAGAGGAAGUGUGUUUGAGUAAGAUAUAAAAACCAAUUAAGUCAGCCUGGUAUUUCUGUGGUCCACAAGUUAAAGUGGUAAUUCUAAAAUUUGUGUCAUUUGAACAAGCAGUGAUGAUGAUGGUGGUAGUGGUUUUUAAAAUGGAUAAUUCAUCUUCUCUACACUACAUUUCAUGUGAGCUAAAGGCUGGUGUACUGUUCUUGGUGGAAAUGUGGACAAAAAGUCAAAAUGAAUUAAAAUUGAUUUCUAUAUGA